AUGGAAACACAGAAACCAGAGAAAGAAUGGGGAAAGAAAAAGGCAUUUGGAACAUUUAUCGGUUUUGCCGUUAUAAAGAAAACUCGUAUAACUUGCAAAUGCCAUGGUGUCUCCGGAUCAUGCAGUUUAAUUACGUGCUGGCAACAGUUGUCAUCGAUAAGAGAAAUUGGUGACUAUUUACGUGAAAAGUAUGAAGAAUCUACGGAGGUGAAAUUAAACAAACGAGGGCGGUUGCAAGUCAAAGAUGCACAGUUCAAGGUGCCAACAGCGCACGAUUUGGUUUAUUUGGACGAAAGUCCUGAUUGGUGUCGAAAUAAUAAACAGCUACAGUGGCCGGGCACGCAUGGUCGCAUAUGCAACAAGACCUCAUCCGGAUUGGAUGGAUGCGGCAUACUCUGCUGUGGACGAGGCUAUAAUACGAAAAAUAUUGUCGUACGUGAACGUUGCAACUGCAAGUUCCACUGGUGCUGCCAAGUCAAAUGCGAUAUUUGUGUAAAAGUCCUCGAGGAGCACACAUGUAAAUAAUUCACAGCAAAAACGGAUUGAAUGUGCAAAAAUUAAAGCACAAAAAUGGAAUAAUAAUAAAAAAAAUCUGCAAUCAUUUAAUGUCCCGCUAAGUAAACAAACAUGUUAGACUACUUUCUCUUAGCCGUAAAGAAAAUUAUUUAUUUUUAGUGACUAGGAAAUAUUUAUUUAAGUACUUUAAUGUAAAAAUCAGUGCAUUUAAACAGAAAACGUAGAUUUACGAAGAAAAUUCAAAAUUAGUUUUUAGUGGAGGUUCGAUUACACUAAACUUGAUGAGAUGAGAUGAUGAGAUGAGAUGAGAUGAGAAGAUAUAUAUAUACAUUUUAUCGCUAUCGUAAGUAAGGCUUUGUAAGCAAAUUCCAUAAGUUAAAAUGCAUCACAAAACUAAUGAUAUUAUAGCUAUGAUAUGUAAUAAAGCAAACAUUUAUUUAAUUAGAAUUAAGAAAUAAAUAACUUCAAUUUUAAGAGUUUAGAAAUGUAUUUACUGCCAAACAGACGGGCAGACGGGCAGACGGGCAGACGGGCAGACGUGUGUGGAUCAGACGGGUUGAAAUAUGGGAGAGCAUACACACAGGACAGUAGCCUAAACUGUAGCUUUUCUAGAGAGCGACUAUCCUUUAUUGUUGUGUAUAUUUAUUUGUAAUUUUUUUAAAUAAUUAUCAGCAAGUAUAUAGUA
This is a messenger RNA of Teleopsis dalmanni, 1201 nucleotides long. RefSeq names its product protein Wnt-5-like. Lineage: Eukaryota; Metazoa; Arthropoda; Insecta; Diptera; Diopsidae. Gene Ontology annotation, molecular function: frizzled binding; cytokine activity. The transcript is spliced from 4 exons. Gene Ontology annotation, cellular component: extracellular region. Gene Ontology annotation, biological process: neuron differentiation; cell fate commitment; canonical Wnt signaling pathway. The record is from RefSeq and is a predicted model, not a curated record. Bases 1 to 525 code for a protein of 174 amino acids.